Sphaerulina musiva SO2202 is the source of this 3116-nucleotide messenger RNA. Its product is annotated as NAD(P)-binding protein. The record is from RefSeq and is a predicted model, not a curated record. The coding region runs from base 1994 to 2980 and encodes 328 amino acids. Gene Ontology annotation, molecular function: oxidoreductase activity, acting on NAD(P)H, oxygen as acceptor. Gene Ontology annotation, cellular component: intracellular anatomical structure. The transcript has 5 exons. Lineage: Eukaryota; Fungi; Ascomycota; Dothideomycetes; Mycosphaerellales; Mycosphaerellaceae.
CUCUCCGCCUUCUCUAAUGCUGCCAUCUCUUCCGACAAGUAUGCCGCCCAUGGUGCGUCGCUCAAGUCAUCUCAUGCCGAUGCACUCGCCAACCAGCUCUCGGUCUUCCAGGCCGCGCUGCACAACUUCUCCCUCACGCAUGCCAAAGACAUCCGCAGCAAUCCCAUCUUCCGUGCCGAGUUCGCGCGCAUGUGUCAUGCCAUCGGUGUAGACCCUCUGGCCGGCAGCAAUGUCAAAGCGGCAAAGGACGCAAGUGGGAAGGGUGGGAGUGUUUGGGCCAAGAUGCUGGGGACGAGCGUGAAUGACUUCUACUUUGAGCUCGGCGUGCGCCUGGUUGAGGUGUGUCGAGAGAGUAGAGCGGAGAAUGGCGGGAUGAUUGCACUUUCCGAGGCCAGAAAGAGGAUUGCUGGGGGCAGAGGCUUGGUUGGCGGAGGCAUGGAAGUCACUGAUGACGAUGUGCAACGCGCACUGGAGUGCUUGGAGCCGCUCGGUGGGCAGUUCAAGGUGGUCACGCUGGGCAGUGUCAAGUACAUUCGCAGCGUGCCGAAAGAGCUCAACCGCGACCAGGCCACGGUCUUGGAAGUCAUUCAGAUAAUGGGCUUCGUCACUGUCUCUAUGCUGCAAGCAAACUUGGACUGGGAACGUGCCCGAGCUGUUGCGGUCAUUGACGACUUGGUCACCGACAGUCUAGUGUGGGUCGACGACCAGGCUGAAGAGGUCGAGUACUGGAGUCCAGCAUCUAUGCACGAAGGCGGCUCAGGACUUGUCUCCUGAAGAGAUCCACGAGAACGUUCUGAUGUCCCAUGGAGCUCUGCAAUCGGUCUCGUUUGCAGCAACCUGAAGCUCCAAGCUUUCUGCACACCAGUUCUCCGCGUCUCGACUUGACAGUACCCGUCUCAAAGCAUGCUCUUCUGACUGAAUCUAUCCAGCACGACUCUCGAGAUUCAUAGGUCGCUGCCCGGCUGGAGAGAUACAUAUAUAUACUCCAGCACAGACCAGCAACAUCGACAAAGACCACGCGCCUAUACAGUAUUCACACCGGAACAAAAUCCGCUCAAGAGCUUCAUGCUCUGUGCCAAAACAGCAACUCAUUGAUUUACGCCGAUUGCUACAACGCCGGUGAGCAUUCGUAGAGCAGCCAGAACUAUGGAAAAGUCGACAUCCGUCUCGACAUCUCGAAUUAGACUUGCAGUCCCCGCAAGGGGAUGGAUUGCCUGGGGUUUUUGUCAAAAUCAGGACGAAUCUCGUUGCAGGAAUCAGUACGAUCGAAGACGUUAUUGGAUGGAAAGAAGUCGCCAAGGUGAUUCGGAUGCCUCACAAUUGACCAUACCCCGGGUCUAAGCAGAGUACUGCGUUGUUUCCCAUGUUACUCCUGCGGAGGCACCAGCGACACUAUUCAGGAUAUCCGCGCGGAAGGGCAGCGGGAGUGGAAGUGAGAUGGCAGUUUGGAGAACAUGUUCAAUGAGUGGCCAUCAGUAUUGAGCUAACAGUGUAGUGGCACGAGAGCGAAAUGUCAGCAGUCAGAACGCCACGCAGCUUUUCCUUCCUUAGGGUCGUCUUGCAAGAGACGCUGGUCAUGGUGAAGUGUUGUCGAACCACCUAAUACUUCGCCAGCUUGCUUUGAAGUCGCACGAUCGCCUCGAGCAGCCAGGAACUCAUCCUUCACGUGCACCAUCAACAGCCUGUGAUUUGUCGUCUUACCGUUUCCAGGUGCGGCUUGCUUCACUUGUGGAAUGCAUCCUCCACGUGUGGUCCUCCCAAGGCUCUUUGUGACCAUUUGAACGCGGAAAUCUGCAGCGGGCAGGCACCACUCGCGGUCAUUCCACAGGCAGGUGUUACUGAUGAGGCUCUUCCACUAGGCCUUGUCAGCUACGCGACUACCUAACUCUCGCGAUAAGGUAGAAGUAGAAUAAUGUACCUUCGGCACAACACAAUCCGGACAUAGACGACUAGAAGAAGAGGAAGCAGAGAACAUUCCAAGACGAGACCGACCAUGCGGCUCCACUCUUUGCCACGGAUCUCAACCCGACUGGUCAAGAAUCCCAAACAUGAACAUCUCGCCACCACAACCACCACCACGACCACCUUCGACAGAAAGGCUACCAUCAGCUCUGCUGCGGUGAAGAAGAACAGACGCAUCUUUAGUACUCGAGCGUCAAUUCCAGAGCAAGAACGUUCAAAUUCCAAGAACCAAAACCCGGCAGGAUUUGACGUCAGCUCGAAGGUGUUUCCUGUCACUGGCGCUGGUGGUGGACUUGGUCUGGCCCAAGCACGAUAUCUCGCAGAACACGGAGCCCAGGUCUACUGCUUGGACGUCAAAGAUGCACCAUCUGACCAGUGGCUCGAAGUCCAGGCUUCUGUCGCAGAUCAGGGCAAAGGUGGGAUGAGCUACAUACAGCUCGAUGUCACGAGCCAUCAACAACAGCACUCGGCGAUGGCCACGAUUGCAGAUAUGCAUGACGGCAUUGAUGGUGGCUAUUUCGCCGCUGGCAUCAACCACGUCGCUAGUCUCCUCGACUACGCUCCAGGAAUGGCAUCGAAGGUCAUGGACAUCAAUUUUCACGGCGUCCUAUACUCAAUCCAAGCCUGCGCGAAGCAGAUGAUCAAGCACAAGAAGACUGGUUGCCUGGUGCCUGUAGCAUCCAUGAGCGCCAGAGUCGCAAAUCGCGGCUUGUGCUGCGCACCCUAUAAUGCAUCGAAGGCUGCAGUGGUCUCGCUCGUCCAGACUUCGGCUGCAGAACUUGCCCAGUACGGCAUCCGCGUCAAUGCCGUAUUGCCAGGCAACUGCCUCACUCCUAUGAUUCGUCAGAAUUUCCAGGAUCAGCCACGACUUGAGCAGGAGAUGAAAAGUCAGAACAUGUUGGGCCGCCUGUCUGUCCCCGAAGAAUACAACGGCACAAUACUCUACCUCCUUUCUGAAGCGUCUACCUAUAUGACAGGCAGUGCGGUGACUGUCGACGGGGGUUAUACUGCUUGGUGAGCUUGGCUUGCGAUGCUGGCUUGCCGUAUGAAGUUCAAAUACUCGUGUGAUGGACAUGGCAGGCCAUAGAACAGCAAGGAUGUUCCUCGGUCUUCUUUAGCGAAGUAUGGUUUUGUUGAAGUCAUGAAGAAUAGUG